UUGAGAUAGAAACAACAAAAUAUAUAUAUUCAAAAUGCCAGUCGAUGACAAGUCCUUCAUGGAGGAGCAACCCGGCAAGAUGUUCGAUCGUUGUCUGGCCAAUGGGAUUAUAAAGGGUGGUGGCGGGCUCAUCAUUGGAACUGUCAUAUCUCUGUUGUUCCUACGCCGACGUGUCUGGCCAAUGUUGAUCGGGACUGGAUUUGGUAUUGGGGUUGCCUAUAACGCAUGCGAAAAGGAUUUGAAAUCGAUUAAGUAGAGGCCAAGGAGUAUAUCAAAAUUAGACACAUACAUGCAUAGCUAUACCUACAUAUAUCUAUUUACAUAUAUAUGUAUUUACAUUUAGUGUAUUUGUAUUUAUAUGGUAACAGUGCAAGUGUGCAUAUCAUGGAGACGACCAAGUUGUAUGUUGUACUAGCUGUUGCUUGUUUGACUGCCAAUUAAAAUUCAAUAAAAAUACAUGCAAUUCCAA
Drosophila grimshawi is the source of this 469-nucleotide messenger RNA. RefSeq names its product MICOS complex subunit Mic10. The coding region runs from base 35 to 256 and encodes 73 amino acids. The transcript has a single exon. Gene Ontology annotation, cellular component: MICOS complex; mitochondrial inner membrane; mitochondrion. The record is from RefSeq and is a predicted model, not a curated record. Lineage: Eukaryota; Metazoa; Arthropoda; Insecta; Diptera; Drosophilidae.